Messenger RNA from Engraulis encrasicolus (European anchovy), 470 nucleotides. It is a transcript of the gene lim2.1, whose product is annotated as lens intrinsic membrane protein 2.1. Lineage: Eukaryota; Metazoa; Chordata; Actinopteri; Clupeiformes; Engraulidae. Gene Ontology annotation, cellular component: plasma membrane. Gene Ontology annotation, molecular function: structural constituent of eye lens. Bases 64 to 384 code for a protein of 106 amino acids. The transcript is spliced from 4 exons. The record is from RefSeq and is a predicted model, not a curated record.
ACGCCCACCAAGUGCUUCACACAGACCGACAGCAUAGCGUAUUGGGAUGCUACGCGUGCCUGUAUGAUCCUGUCUCUGCUCUGCUGCUUCAUCGGUCUCAUCAUCGGCAUCAUGGCCUUCAUCCAGUACUCCUCCUUCGAGCGCUUUGACAAAACCUUCGCUGCAGCCGUCCUCUUCUUCAUCUCAUGCUUCUUCGUGUUCCUGGCCAUGUCGGUGUAUACAGGCGUGACGGUGAACUACUACGGGAAGCGCUAUGGCAACUGGAGAUUCUCCUGGUCAUACAUUAGCGGCUGGGUGGCCAUGGUGCUCACAUUCUUCUCAGGCGUGUUCUACAUGUGUGCGUACCGGAUGCACGAGGGCCAGAGAGGCUCCGCUGGACACUAGAGGAGAAGAGGAGAAUACAGGACACCACCGGACCUCAACCGGACUCCAGCCAGACCUCAACCAGCAGUCAGCCAGCAGUCAGCCAG